Molecule: messenger RNA, 1432 nt
Organism: Nerophis lumbriciformis (worm pipefish)
Lineage: Eukaryota; Metazoa; Chordata; Actinopteri; Syngnathiformes; Syngnathidae
Source: RefSeq, a predicted model, not a curated record
UCGAAGUGGGGCUGUCGAGUUUGGCAAUCGCCUUGUGCAAAUCCAGUACAUCUUUUUGUACUUUUUUGUACUUUUUGUGCUUUUUUGGCUUCGCUGUGUCACUGUGCCUUGACACUUUGUAGCUUGUGUCGAUCGGUGCUGCGAGCUAGCACACCAGAGCCGGCUAGCAUUACCAGCCUGAGAUACGGAGGUGGAUUUUUUUCUUCUGUUGCUGGAUGCGUCGGCAGUUUGACCAUCGUGAUGCCUGCACCGAGGAAAAGCCCGACAUCGGAGGAACUCGAAGAGAUGAAGGUCACACUCCACUCCGCGAUGUGACUGCGGUGAGGGAGCAACAGGAGCAGCUUUUGGGCCUGCUGGAGGAGGUGAAACAACUAUGCCUCCAGAACGUGGAAAAAGACCGGCGCAUUGUGGACCUGGAGCAGCGAGUGGACGAGCUGGAGCAAUACUCCCGCAUGAAUGAUGUGGUCAUCACCGGGAUCAAAAUCAAGCCACGCAACUACGCGCGUGCGGUGACCGCGAGCAGCGGGGAGCCCAGCGUGCAGGAGACACAGUCGGUGGAGCAGCAGGUGGCUUCCUAUCUCCAGAGCAGGGGAAUAGAGAUGGACUUGGAGCAUAUCGAGGCGUGUCACCCACUGCCCAUGAGGAACCAGAGACCACCCGCUGUCAUCAUGAGAUUCACAAACAGAAAGAAGAAAAUUGCACUAUUACAGCAAGGACGCAAACUCAAAGGUACAGAUGUUUUCAUAAAUGAACACUUGACCAAGAAAAAUGCUGACAUCGCAAGGGUCGCACGACAACUUAAAAGGCAAAGCAAGAUUCAACAAACCUGGGUAACGAACUGUAAGAUCUUCAUCAAAUUAAAUGGGACGCCGGAGGAAGCAAAAGUCUUGGUGAUAAGGAAAAUAGAAGAUCUUGAGAAGUAUUGACAUUGACGCAGUACUUGGUAUCAAUGUAGCUUGUGACUUUUACAUCAUCUCAAUGCUACCCACACCAAGAACACAGACCACACCAAGUAUUGAUAUGGACAUGUUACAGAAGAUCCUCCAACAUCAACAAAAAGAACUGGACAUGUUGUUUUCCUUCCGUUGCCUGGGAUUCGAGCUGUGCGUCUCGCUUUCUUGCCCCCCCCGGAUCUUGACUGACUCCCCCCCGCCCCCUCCAUCCUCGACCCCCGCUUUGGACACGGACUUCUUGUCGCUCUCCAGCCCCACUGACCUCCCGCUCGGAUCACGACCUCUUUCUGCCUAGCCCCUUUUUGGAAUUGUCUGCUGUCUCUCUCUACACUACACGGUAAACCUCAACAGCUAAUCAUUCAUACACAUAGUCUUACACCAUACACCCUUUUGGGUUUUGUCACACUCCAUUCCUUUGUUGUUUAAUUGAAUAUAUUGUUCAUUAUUUAUUAUAAUUAUAUUAUGGGCAGCACGAUGGA